Messenger RNA from Melanotaenia boesemani (Boeseman's rainbowfish), 1544 nucleotides. RefSeq names its product E3 ubiquitin-protein ligase TRIM63-like. Bases 378 to 1421 code for a protein of 347 amino acids. The record is from RefSeq and is a predicted model, not a curated record. Gene Ontology annotation, molecular function: zinc ion binding. NCBI's taxonomy places the organism in Eukaryota, Metazoa, Chordata, Actinopteri, Atheriniformes, Melanotaeniidae. The transcript is spliced from 2 exons.
UGCCAAACAACGCAGCGUUUGGUACUUUAUGUCGGCAAAAAAGCAGCAGCAUUCAGGGAUGGAAGCUAGUAAAAGAAGCGGAAAAUAGUUUCAGAAAAACCUAAAAUGCUUUGGCAUCUCGCUAAAAAAGCAAAUGACCAAAAACAGAAUAAAACGAGGAUCAAUAUUGGAGACUCUUUUGUAAGGUGACGUCUGAGAGACCAAAGACGGAUGUAGAGCUGGCAACAUUUCUCCUCGACAGAAACUACAGGUGAAACUACAGGUGAGGUCAUGGUGCUUGUUCAGUGAUAAAUAAGACUUAUUUAUCAGGUUUAGGUCUGCUGUGUGGUUAUUUUCUGUCUGAGGAGCAGUGAAGGGGGUGGGGUCUCAGGGUAUAAAUGCAGGCCCCCUGCCUCCCCACACAGAACACAGACAUGGACAUCCACAUAGAUCAUCUGGUCCGGCCACUCGGCGUCAUGGAGAACCUGGAGAAGCAGCUGAGCUGCCCCAUCUGCCUGGACAUGUUCUCCAGGCCGGUGGUCAUCCUGCCCUGCCAACACAACCUUUGCCGGAGCUGCGCCAGCGACCUGUUCGAGUCCAGGAACCCCUAUCACUUCUCCGGGGGCACCUUCCGCUGCCCCACCUGCCGCUUCGAGGUCGUGCUGGACCGCCACGGUGUGUACGGGCUGCAGAGGAACCUGCUGGUGGAGAACAUCAUCGACAUUUACAAGCAGCAGCAGGAGAGUCGCGGGGACCACGAUGAGGAGCCUCCCCUCAAGGACAAGGACGACAAGGAGCCGCGCUGCAAGGAGCACGAGGAUGAGCGCAUCAACAUCUACUGCGUAAGCUGCCAGACCCCCACGUGCUCCAUGUGUAAGGUGUUCGGUCAGCAUAAGGACUGCGAGGUGUCGCCGCUGCGCCUUGUCUACCAGAGCCGCAAGAGCGAGCUGCACGCCGCCGUGGAGCUGCUGGCGGCCCGGAACGGGGGCGUGCAGGCCGCCGCGCGGCAGCUGGAGGACUCGCGCCGGCUGGUGGAGGAGAGCGGUGAGCGGCAGCGUAGGCGGCUGGGCGAAAGCUGCGACCUGCUGUUCGCGCUCCUGGAGGAGCGGAAAGCCGCGCUGCUGGAGCGCAUCAGCGGCGAGGAGCGCGGCAAGGUGGCGGUGCUGCGCGAGCUGGCGGACCAGUACCGACAGCAGAUGCAGCUGUGCACGCAGCUGCAGGAGAAGCUGCGGCAGACCAUGGACCGUUGCGGCACCUCAGAGUUCCUGCUUUCCGCCAAGCAGCUGCUGGACGAGGCGCAGCAGGCUGCGCGCGCCGCGCACCUGAAGCAGCCCGAGUCGGGCUUCGAGGCCAUGGAUCAUCUACGCUUAGACACACGGGAGGUGGAGGCGCUGCUGGCCCGCAUGGACUUCACACAAGAGGGGGAACAGGAGUCUAGCUGAAAGCAUGGGGAGCCGCACAGGCAGGCGCGCGCUCCGUUACCGAACUCUGAAACUUUUUAUACUUUUAGAAUGUUGUGAUGUGUGUUUGCUGAACCGUGUGAAUAAAGUUUGACCUGACUCUGA